UCAGCGAGAAGAUUGAGAUACACACACAGAGACAAGCGGAGGAGACGGCGGCGUUCCAGGAGGUCAUGAUGGACCUCAGCUCCACCCGGAUUCAGGCGCAGAAGGUCCGGUUGGCCAGAACUCAGGGCCCGUAUUACGGCGGAUCUCUGCCCAACGUCAACCAGAUCGGCAGGAGCGCCUCAGAGCUGCAGGGCUCGUUUCACUCUCCGCUGGACUCCAGUCGCUCCACGAGGCAUCAUGGUCUGGUGGAGCGGGUUCACAGAGACCGGCGCUUCAUCUCUCCCAGCAGACCCUACAGGAGACAAAUGGACAGCUCUCACAGCAACUCUGUGUAUCUGUCUCCACCCCCUGACCCCAGCUGGAGAAGGACUAACUCGGACUCGGCGCUGCACACCAGUGUGAUGAAUCCUCCGGCUGGAGAUCUGUUCUCUGCAGGCCUCACAGCGCCGGGCAGACAAGCCGUCUUCUCCUAUCCUGUUCCUCCCAUCGAGGAGAACGGCCCUGAUGAACGCCUCCUCAAACCCUGGGACUCCAGAAAGCUGCCGCUGCUCUCUUCACGACCAAAGUCCUGUGAGGUGCCUGGAAUCACUGUGUUUGCGUCUCUGGACCAGCAGGGCGGCGCUCCUCACGGCCUGACAGUGCUGAAUACAGGCGGCUCUCUGCCGGAUCUGUCCAGUCUGCACUUCCCGUCCCCGCUGCCGACCCCGCUGGACCCGGACGAGCCGGGAUACCUGUCUCUGAGCGCCGGGGGCAGCACGGGGAACCUGACCUGUACCCUCACGCAGCUCGGCAUCCACAGCCCCAGCGCCUUCCACUCCACAGGUCUGCUGCCGUCUCUGCAGGGCACGUCCAGUAACCCCUCCCUCCAGUCGUCGCUUAGCAACCCCAACAUCCAAUCAUCUCUCAGCAGCGACUCGUUCCCCAACUCGCUGAGCUCCGCCUCCCUGCACUCGUCCCUGAGCAACCCCUCCCUCCAGUCUUCGUUCAGCUCCUCCCCCUCGCUGAGGUCAUCAUUCAGCAGUCAUUCGCUGCAGUCGGCUGUCAGUAACACCAGUUACAGCACUUUGGGCUCCUUCCCUCCGCAGAUUAGCACGUCCCCACGCAGACGAGCGCAGCUGACCCCGGUGACCCUGCCUCCAGACACACGCAGACAUCACCCCAAACAGUUCUCACCCACCUCCUCCACCCUCAGCUCCAUCACACAGGUAAACUCACACUCUCACACAGAGUUACACACGCACACACACACACACACACACACACACACA
Sinocyclocheilus grahami is the source of this 1268-nucleotide messenger RNA. RefSeq names its product CREB-regulated transcription coactivator 2-like. Gene Ontology annotation, biological process: positive regulation of transcription by RNA polymerase II. Gene Ontology annotation, cellular component: cytoplasm; nucleus. The record is from RefSeq and is a predicted model, not a curated record. The annotation marks the transcript as partial. Gene Ontology annotation, molecular function: cAMP response element binding protein binding. NCBI's taxonomy places the organism in Eukaryota, Metazoa, Chordata, Actinopteri, Cypriniformes, Cyprinidae. The transcript has 11 exons.